AUGCAGGGCGAACAGGGCUAUAACAUACCCCACACCACACCAGGCUUCCAGCCGCAAGGCAUAGCGAAUCAAGCCCAGUAUCAAUUUUCCAGUCUUAAUGGCGGUGCCAACAUCGACCCAUCCUUCACGGACGACUUCGGUAGCCCGUACGGAGGCAUGACUGGUAAUUUCUCGACGCAAGCCCCUCUCGGCGUGUCGGGUUUACAGUCCCCGUCGCCCCUGUCUUCGGCUCACCGGGUGGCCAUGAUGCAAGGCCAGACUCAGCAGAUGCAUGCUCUCCAGACCGACAAUGCGUUCUUGCGCGGACAACUUGAGGCUUACAAGACCAUGUUCUCGAGUGGCAAUCUUGCCAUGAGCCAGGCGGCAGCGACACCUCCUCCAUCUACCCCCAACCAAUCUGGUACUCGUGGCGCGCCCCCUCAGGAGGAUCGUAUGAAGUAUCCGAAUGUCAUGUGGUGCUACGAAGAGUGGGUCCCCGUCAAGGCUCAGUUAAAGGACCGUCGUAGUGCAUCCAAGUCCACCUCUGCACCUUCACAGUCCUCGACUGCUGCUCCUCGUAUAAGCAUCGACCUAACCGACACUGACAAGCUCGAGGCGGAGAGGCUGGACGAGCUUCUCAACUCUACGACCGCCCCUUAUCUACAGGGUCCAGAUGGCAAGCCGGUAUCUUCGACCCGCUUGGCCACGAUCCGAAGCCGCAUCACGAUGAACUUCAAGAAGCGCAUUCUCGACGCAAAGAAGAUCGUGGUCACGAAGGAGAACCCCACGGGCGCGUACUCUUGGGGCAAUGUGCCCGUUGAUAUCUGCCAGGCAAUCGCAUGGGAUGUAGGAUGGCUGUUCCUGGAGGCUCGAUUAUGCGAGGGCGGGGAAUGGAAGGUUCUCGAGCUGUGCAAAGUUGCCUACCCGAGCUUCAUUAGUGCCCGCAUCGACAACGGAGAACUGCCGCCCAACCCUUCCGCCCGUUCAACGAUCAUGAAGAAGGAAGCUGACGAUGACGCCCUACUCCUAUCCGAACAAGGUCCGGCUCGAAAACGGCGUGCGCGGAAGAAAGCCUCGCAGUCGGCGCUGUCGUUAGCGGAGACUUCUGUGGAGCUGCCACACCAGAUUGAUACCGCGACUACUAGCGUGGCCGGGGUGGAUUCGACGGCUGGGGAGCCUUCGAGUGCUGCCAAAGCCAUAUCGCCUGUGCACGCACCGUCCGACACGACCAGCAAGGACCAGUCUGACGAUGGUCCUGAGCAUGCGCGUGAGUCCUCAACUGAGUCCUCAACUGCACCGCGAACUUCGGGCAACCCCGAUGACGGGAUGGAUGUAGAGGAAGAAGAGGAAGAACUGAUCGAAGAGGGUGCCACGAAUGCGCAUCAGGGCUCGCCAGCACCGCCUCCUGCCAAGGUUGCACUUGCCAAUCCAUUGGACGACGACGAACUGGACUCGGAUGAUGUCCCGGUCGCGGCGCUUUCUAUCCCCACACCACCUGUGAACACGGCCACAUCCGCAACCAAGUCGACGGGCAGCAAGGCCUCGAAGCCGUAUGUGCCGUCAGAAACUUCUCUCACACCGCGGAACUUAUGCGGGCUUGAUUGGUACAAGACCAACAAGGACCGCCGCGGCACAUGUGCUGAAUUUGAUGCCCACUGGCGGGCUAGUGAUCAGGAUCACUGGACCAAGUUAUCCAAGGAGAAAAAGAAGAACGAGUCCACUUCUAGCGCCCCAAAGACUCGCGGCAAGGGAUCGCGCGGAGCGACUUCGACAACUGCUGCUGCGUAG
This is a messenger RNA of Peniophora sp. CBMAI 1063, 1767 nucleotides long. NCBI's taxonomy places the organism in Eukaryota, Fungi, Basidiomycota, Agaricomycetes, Russulales, Peniophoraceae. The record is from the annotation of a GenBank genome assembly.